Mucor mucedo is the source of this 207-nucleotide messenger RNA. RefSeq names its product mitochondrial import inner membrane translocase subunit Tim54. The transcript is spliced from 2 exons. The annotation marks the transcript as partial. The record is from RefSeq and is a predicted model, not a curated record. Lineage: Eukaryota; Fungi; Mucoromycota; Mucoromycetes; Mucorales; Mucoraceae.
GAAAUGCCUCGUAAAGUCACAGUGUAUAUUACUGCACUGUCUGGCGAUGGACUUGAAAAGAGUCGAAUUUGGUUCCGUGAAUAUGUCAAGCCCAUUCUUGUUGCAGGUGCUGUCGAUUACGAAAUUAAAGAAGCUAAAUCACCUGGCCAAAUCGAAACUUCUGUCAUGGAAAAAAUCGUUCAACGUCGUUGCGAAGCCGUCGAAACA